AUGGGAAAAGCCGGCCGCGUUGCGUGUAUCUUCACGCCCUAUGUCUUGACCAUCGCGUCAUUGGUCUGCAUCAUUCUGGUGGGAUUGGGUUGCACAAAUGCCAGUUCCUCAACAUUGAAUAACUUAUACUUCCUUCGCCUUGAUCUCUCCGAUCUAAGCACAGGAUCUGCAACAACGUCAAAGAUCGAAGAUCUCCUCAGCGAAGCCCAUAUCACUUCCGUCAGUGCGGAUGAGAUCUCACAAACCAUCAAAAAGUUCCAGGACGAUGCCAACAUCGCCGAUUUCUACGACAUUGGUCUCUGGGGUUACUGCAAGGGAGAUACCACCAAUGGCAAGGACAGCAUCACCUCUUGCACAGAGCCCAAGGCCCAGUUCUACUUCAACCCGUCUUCAGUCCUGGGAGUGAGCGAGGAACAGCUCGACAAAGAGCUUGGUGAUGACUUCCCCAAGAUCAUGAAGGUCUACAAGGCCGUUUCCAAGUGGAUGUUCAUCGCAUACUUGGUAGCCUUCAUUGCUACUGCCGCCCAGAUCCUGGUCGGUAUCAUCGCCAUCUUCAGCCGCUGGGGCAGCUGCGUCACCACCAUCGUCUCGAUUGUCUCCUUCCUCUUCACCCUUGCCGCAUCCCUUACCUCGACCAUCAUGUUCUCAAUCGCGAAGGGCUCCCUUGGCUCAGCUCUUAAAAUCUACGGCGUCGAAGUGGACUUGGGCAAGAACAUCUACGCCGCCACCUGGCUAGCAGUCGUUUUCUCUCUGGCCGCUACCAUCUUCUGGAUGUUCAGCACUUGCUGCUGCUCCGGUCGCUCACCCUACGGCCACAAGGACCGCUACAACACCCGCGGUGGCAUCACUGCCGAGAAGGCUCCUUACACAUACGAGCCUAUCGGUGCCGCGCACCCUCCCUUUGGAACCCCGCAGCCCUACACUCCCCAGCAUGGUUACUCAACCUCCUACCCUUCCCCUACUCAUGGAAAUGCCCCCAUGAACAGCAACAACCAGCACUCGAGCGCCUACGAGCCCUUCCGUCACGCCUGA
Molecule: messenger RNA, 1032 nt
Organism: Penicillium bovifimosum
Lineage: Eukaryota; Fungi; Ascomycota; Eurotiomycetes; Eurotiales; Aspergillaceae
Product: SUR7/PalI family protein
Exons: 2
Coding region: 1-1032 (343 amino acids)
Biological process (GO): fungal-type cell wall organization
Cellular component (GO): plasma membrane; cell cortex of cell tip
Source: RefSeq, a predicted model, not a curated record